AUGCUUAAAUUGAUUAGAUCAUUUCCACGUUACUCAGGAUUUUCUGUGAAACGUAGCAGUUUUGCAGUUGUCCGUCGCUUUGAUUCCACCAAAAACUUUCACAGGCCCGAUGAUGCUGGAUCUAAUGAUGCUGCAGAGGCAGCCGAUGCGGCAGCUACCAUAUUAGCAGAUAAGAGAGAUAUUGCUCAGGAACCAAACAAGGCAACUUGGAUUGAUGCUUUAAGGGAGCGUGAAAAACAGUUAAAAGAGGGUAAGAUAUUGGAUAGCUACUCAUAUGUUACUCCCAAGACCACAGUUGUAAGUGAGAAGACAAGAGAAGAGUCCUUUUCUUAUUUGACUUUACCAUUCAAGGAUGACAAGUGGUUAUGCGAUGCUUAUAUGAAUGCGUUUGGAAGAUUAAGAGCUGGACAAUUGUUUCAGGAUUUGGAUGCGUUGGCUGGUAGAAUUGCUUAUCGUCAUUGUUCACCUGCGGAGCCCGUUAAUGUUACUGCAUCAGUAGAUAGAAUAUACAUGGUGAAGAAAGUAGAUGAAAUCAGCAAGUACAAUUUCGUUUUAGCUGGAUGUGUGACCUGGACUGGUAGAUCGUCAAUGGAGAUUUCUGUGAGAGGCUAUGCAUUUGAAGACGCUAUCCCCAAGGAUAUUACCGAAGGUUCAUUGCCGGAUGAGAAUGUUUUCAUGACUGCUAACUUCACUUUCGUUGCGCGCAACCCGCUUACUCACAAAUCUUUUGCAAUUAAUAGGUUGUUGCCAACUUCUGAGAAAGAAUGGCUUGAUUAUAGAAGAGCGGAAUCUCAUAACGCUAAAAAGAAAUUAGCAGCGAAAGGUAAGCAGCUCAUUAAACCAACUGACGAGGAGUCAAGAUUAAUUUAUGAUAUGUGGAAAUCUUCGAAAGAAAUUGAGUCCCAAGGUGACGACCUUAAGUCCAAAGGUAUUUCAUUUAUGAAAGAUACUAAGGUCUCCUCCACAUUAUUCAUGCAACCACAAUACAGAAAUAGACAUUCAUAUAUGAUUUUUGGGGGUUAUUUAUUGAGACAAUCUUUUGAAUUGGCGUAUUGUGCAGCUGCAGCAUUUGCUUCGUCUGGUCCUAGGUUUGUAUCCUUAGAUUCAACUACCUUUAAAGCUCCAGUUCCUGUGGGAUCGGUAUUGUCAAUGACUGCAACGAUUUCUUAUACUGAACACGUUCAUGAAAAAUCCAUAGACGAUGCUGAGGUUGAUCAGCCUUUCAACUUUAAGUUACCAGCUUUUAAUAAACUUUCGUCGAAUCCUGAAGCUUUCUUAUCGGAGCCAGGUACUCUUAUCCAGGUGCGUGUUGAUACAUUCAUCAGAAAGUUGGAAAGUGUUCAAGCUAAAGAAUCAGGCACCUUCAUAUACUCUUACUUUGUGCCAAAGGACUCAUAUCAACAAACACAGCCAAACUACACUUCAGUUAUUCCACAGACAUAUUCCGAAAUGAUGGAAUAUGUUGAAGGAAGGAGGAGAGCUCAAGACACGGCUUACUUUGUGGACACAUUACCGAAAUCGACCAAGUAA
Molecule: messenger RNA, 1530 nt
Organism: Priceomyces carsonii
Lineage: Eukaryota; Fungi; Ascomycota; Pichiomycetes; Serinales; Debaryomycetaceae
Exons: 1
Coding region: 1-1530 (509 amino acids)
Biological process (GO): acyl-CoA metabolic process
Cellular component (GO): mitochondrion
Molecular function (GO): fatty acyl-CoA hydrolase activity
Source: RefSeq, a predicted model, not a curated record